Molecule: messenger RNA, 5229 nt
Organism: Astyanax mexicanus (Mexican tetra)
Lineage: Eukaryota; Metazoa; Chordata; Actinopteri; Characiformes; Acestrorhamphidae
Gene: pds5b
Product: PDS5 cohesin associated factor B
Exons: 34
Coding region: 179-4405 (1408 amino acids)
Biological process (GO): DNA repair; mitotic sister chromatid cohesion
Cellular component (GO): nucleus; chromatin
Source: RefSeq, a predicted model, not a curated record
UGCAGGCUGAGGGGAAAUAUAUGGAUUUUUUGGUGAUUUAUCCGGUUAAUGUGUAAUUUUUUCAGCCUGAGCGCCUGUUUGAGUUGAGCGUUAGCGCCAGAGCUGAUCUCUAGCAAGAAGGGCUAGCUGUUUAUGCUAACUAGCCGUUAGCUUAGCUAGUGAGCACUAGUUGGAGAGCAUGGCUCACUCCAAGAAUCGAGCCACAGAUGGCAAGAUCACCUACCCGCCGGGGGUGAAGGAGAUCUCUGAUAAAAUCUCAAAGGAAGAGAUGGUGCGGAGGCUCAAGAUGGUGGUGAAGACGUUUAUGGACAUGGACCAGGAUUCAGAGGAAGAGAAAGAGCUGUACCUGAAUCUGGCUCUGCACCUGGCUUCAGACUUCUUCCUAAAGCAUCCAGACAAAGACGUCAGGCUCCUGGUGGCCUGCUGCCUGGCUGAUAUAUUCCGUAUUUAUGCUCCAGAGGCGCCCUACACAUCACCAGAUAAGCUAAAAGAUAUAUUCAUGUUCAUAACUCGACAGCUGAAAGGACUGGAGGACACCAAAAGUGCCCAGUUCAAUCGAUAUUUCUACUUACUGGAGAAUAUUGCUUGGGUGAAAUCCUACAACAUCUGCUUUGAGUUGGAGGACAGCAAUGAAAUAUUUACUCAACUGUACAGAACCCUCUUCCAAGUGAUCAACAAUGGCCACAAUCAGAAGGUGCACAUGCACAUGGUGGACCUGAUGAGCUCCAUCGUCUGCGAGGGUGAUUCCGUCUCUCAAGAGCUUUUAGAUACUGUCCUGGUUAACUUGGUUCCAGCACAUAAGAAUCUGAAUAAACAGGCGUAUGAUCUGGCCAAAGCUUUACUGAAGAGGACUGCUCAGGCUAUAGAGCCUUACAUAACCAAUUUCUUUAACCAGGUGCUGAUGUUGGGGAAGACUUCAGUGAGCGACCUGUCAGAGCAUGUCUUUGACUUAAUCCUGGAGCUUUACAACAUCGACAGUCAUCUACUCCUGUCUGUGCUGCCUCAGCUCGAGUUCAAACUCAAGAGUAACGAUAACGAUGAGCGUCUUCAGGUUGUAAAGCUCUUGGCGAAGAUGUUUGGAGCGAAGGAUUCUGAGCUCGCUUCCCAGAACAAACCUCUGUGGCAGUGCUACCUGGGCAGGUUUAAUGAUAUUCAUGUUCCUAUUCGACUUGAGUGUGUGAAAUUUGCCAGCCACUGCCUGAUGAACCAUCCUGACUUGGCUAAGGACCUUACAGAAUACCUUAAAGUCAGAUCUCACGACCCUGAGGAAGCUAUCCGGCAUGAUGUGAUCGUGUCCAUCGUUACUGCCUCCAAGAAAGACCUCUCGCUGGUCAACGAUCAUUUGCUGAAUUUUGUAAGAGAGAGAACGCUUGAUAAGCGGUGGAGGGUCCGUAAGGAAGCUAUGAUGGGUCUUGCGCAGAUCUAUAAGAAAUAUUCGCUGCAGGGGGAAGCUGGGAAAGAAGCAGCCAAACAGAUUUCCUGGAUCAAAGACAAACUGCUGCACAUCUACUAUCAGAACAGCAUAGAUGAUCGGCUGCUUGUGGAGCGAAUCUUUGCACAGUACAUGGUCCCUCACAACCUAGAGACUACAGAACGGAUGAAGUGUCUGUAUUACCUUUAUGCUACGUUGGAUUCUAAUGCAGUAAAAGCCCUGAAUGAGAUGUGGAAGUGCCAGAACAUGCUGAGACACCAUGUCAAAGAUCUGCUGGAUCUUGUAAAACAGCCAAAAUCGGACUCCUACAAUAAGGCAGUGUUCUCAAAAGUCAUGGUCAUCACGAGGAACCUGCCUGAUCCAGGGAAGGCACAAGACUUUGUGAAGAAGCUGGCACAGGUUCUGGAGGAGGAUGAGAAGAUCAGGAAGCAGCUGGAGACGCUGGUCAGUCCCUCCUGCUCCUGUAAGCAGGCUGAGGUCUGCGUGAAAGAUAUCACAAAAAAGCUGGGCAGCCCCAAACAGCCCAGUAACCCGUUCCUGGAGAUGGUGAAGUUCCUGCUGGAGCGAAUCGCUCCCGUCCACAUCGACACCGAGUCCAUCAGUGCGCUUAUUAAACAGGUGAAUAAGUCGAUAGAAGGAACAGCUGAUGAUGAUGAUGAAGGUGUACCGACUGAACAGGCUAUUAGAGCCGGGCUGGAGCUCCUCAAGGUCCUGUCCUUCACUCACCCCGUGUCCUUCCACUCUGCGGAGACAUUCGAGUCUCUGCUCGGCUGUCUGAAGAUGGACGACGAGAAGGUGGCUGAGGCAGCACUGCAGAUUUUCAAAAACACUGGCAGCAAACUGGAGGAGAGCUACCCACACAUUAAAUCGGUUCUUUUACCGGUACUGCAGCACAAGGCCAAAAAGGGUCCUCCCCGCCAGGCCAAGUACGCCAUCCGCUGCAUCCACGCCAUGUUUUCCAACAGAGACACUCACUUUGCACAGAUUUUCGAGCCCCUGCAUAAGAGUCUGGACACAGAGAACAUGGAGCAGCUCAUAACUCCUCUCACCACACUGGGGCACCUGGCCAUGUUGGCACCAGAGCAGUUUGCUGGACCCCUCAAAUCCCUGGUAGCCAACUUUAUUGUCAAAGACCUGCUGAUGAACGACCGUAUUCCUGGCAAGAAAACCACCAAGCUCUGGGUUCCAGAUGAUGAAGUUUCCCCUGAAACGUUGGCUAAGAUCCAGGGCAUCAAGCUGAUGGUGAGGUGGCUGCUUGGAGUGAAGAACAAUCAGAGCAAGUCGGGAAACUCCACACUGAGGAUGCUCACUGCCAUACUGAACAGUGAUGGAGAUCUAACUGAACAGGGCAAGAUGGGAAAGCCAGACAUGUCCCGACUCCGCCUGGCGGCAGGUUGUGCGGUGCUGCGUCUUGCUCAGGAGCCCUGCUACCAUGAGAUUAUCACCCUGGAGCAGUACCAGCUCUGCGCUCUCGUCAUCAAUGACGAGUGUUACCAGGUGCGGCAGGCCUUCGCUCAGAAGCUGCAUAAGGGUCUGUGUCGCCUGCGGCUGCCGCUGGAGUACCUGGCUGUGUUUGCUCUCUGUGCCAAAGACCCGGUGAAGGAGCGCAGGGCCCACGCCCGCCAGUGCCUGGUCAAAAACAUCAACCUGCGCAGGGAAUACCUCAAGCAGCAUGCCGCAGUCAGCGGUGAGGAGAAACUGAUUUCUCUCCUGCCAGAAUAUGUGGUGCCGUAUGCCAUCCACCUCCUCGCCCACGACCCCGACUACGUUAAAGUGCAGGACAUCGAGCAGCUGAAGGACAUCAAAGAGGCUUUGUGGUUUAUUUUGGAGAUCUUAAUGGCCAAAAAUGAGAACAACAGUCAUGCAUUCAUUAGGAAAAUGGUAGAGAACAUCAAGCAGACAAAAGAUGGUCAGUGUCCGGAUGAUGCCAAGAUAAAUGAGAAACUGUACACAGUGUGCGAUGUAGCCAUGAACAUUGUCAUCUCCAAGAGCACUACAUACAGUCUGGAGUCACCGAAAGACCCCGUGCUGCCCGCCCGCUACUUCACCCAACCCGACAAGAACUUCAGCAAUACAAAAAAUUAUCUUCCUCCUGAGAUGAAGUCCUUCUUCACCCCAGGAAAGCCCAAAGCAGCUAAUGUUCUGGGAGCUGUGAACAAGCCUUUAUCAGCCACAGGCAAACUGCAGACCAAGCUGUCCCGCAUGGAGACCAUCAGCAACGCCAGCAGUAACUCCAAUCCCAGCUCCCCUGGACGCUGCAAAGGAAGACUGGACUCAGGAGACGUGGACCACAGCGAGAACGAGGACAUCUCCAUAAAGAGCCCGUCUGAAUCAGAGAAACCCACCAGGGGCCGCAAGCGAGGCGCCGCCUCCAGCCAAGACGACAAAACCCAGGAGUCCAAACCCAAACGCGGCCGCAAGAAAGCGCCGAGCGCCGGUGCGGAGGAGGAGGAGCAGUGGGGCGAGGACGGCAGCAUGGCCGAGGCGUCGAUGGAGAUCGAGGACGAACAGAACAGUCCACCCAAGAGAGGACGCCGCGGACGUCCCCCCAAAUCUGCUCCGAAAGAAGAGACCCCCAUCAAGGGAAGGAGAGGCCGCAGGAAGGCCGUCCCCCCACCGGAGGAGGAAAAUGAGGAAGAAGAACAGGAAGAGGAGGAGGAAGAAGAGGAAGAAGAUGCAGGGAGUGAAAAUAUAGAAGUGAAGCCAAGAGGAAGACGAGGCCGCAAACCGAGAGUGGAACCCGAACCCGAUUCAGUUGAAUCCACACCACAGAAAAGAAGAGGGAGACCUCCAAAAUCACAAACGGCAGCUAAAAAAACAGGCGGCGGGAGAACCAGAGCGGCGGUGAGUCAGGAGGAAGAGUCUGAGGAAGAGAUGGAGACGUCUCAACAGAGUGAGGCAGAGGCAGAGGAAGAACAACCACCCGAAUCACCUAAAGUGCGGCGGAAGUCGGGGAGGCGAGAUCGCAGAUGAGUGAGCUGAGCUUCACGAUUGGCCGAGUUUGAGAAAAGCCGCGAAAGACAAAGGAGGGAAUUUCUUUGGAGAGUUUGGACUUUUUCGAGCCAUGCAUUUGCAUCUGCUUCAGCUGUAUUUUGCCGUCUUCUCUGCCGUAUGCUUUCGCCACGUCUCGCCGCCGUGACUCGUGGUUUGUUUUUGCAUUGUUGCUGACCAUGUGAAAGACCCUAAAAAAUGUAAAUAGUCUUUGUUCUAUCAGCCCUGUCCUUUACAACCCACUCGUACGACACCUAAUUACCCAGUUACCCACCUGCCCACCUUUAGGGAGAAAACUGUAUAGCUUUUACCCUCCAGCUUUAAAGAUAUCGCACCAGCUGAUCUGUCCAAGUAUGAAAGAAGAAAAAAAAAAAAAGCGACUUUUAGCAGUACUGUAUCUGUCCAGUGUGUUUUCUGUAUCAUUCUGUAAUGUGCGACAUGAAUAACUGUUUUGUAGUUCCGUUUUAAAAAAAUAUUUGUUUGUCAUUUUAUUCUUUCCCUUUUUUUUAACCCCUUCUCAUUUGUGUAUUUCUUGUGUGCGUAUUUUUGUGGAUGUGCAAACGUGCCUCUGCAGGACGAGAAGACGAAACACUGGUAUGAAGAUGACCUGAUGAUAUUUGUUCUCUUUUCCUGCUCAGUAUUGAUUUUUUUAGCAGUGUUUGGAACAACAGGGAAAGUGUGGUACAGUGCAUCCAUUUCAAUAUUGGCUGUGUUGCGGAUUUAAAAAUCCCCUCACCAGAAACCCACCCAGCCACCCAGAUCACUUUUUCAGUCUGCUGAACCAAUAAAAUAUUCUGUUUAAAUAA